Messenger RNA from Didymodactylos carnosus, 2373 nucleotides. Lineage: Eukaryota; Metazoa; Rotifera; Eurotatoria; Philodinida; Philodinidae. The record is from the annotation of a GenBank genome assembly.
AUGAAUCCCCAAAAACCAAUAUUACGAACAUCCGUCGAUCCUACCGAUAAUGGAGUUCUAGAACGCCUUGCGUCAUUUUUUCAAUGGCCUGCAACUAGUAUUUUUACGGGUACAAUGUUAGCAAAUGCUGGAUUUUACUUUACAAAUGAAAAUGAUACGGUAGAAUGUCAAACAUAUGUAGACAAGCAAUCAACGGUUGUUAAACGAAGUGAUCAACAGACGUUGAAACGACCAAAUGCAGAAAGCGUCAAUCAUUCGAACGCUGAUGAACGUUCACCGUAUGAUAAUGAUAAAACAAUGAUGGUAGUCAAUGAAUUCAUCAAUUCACUAUCAAACGAAAUCUUGACAGAAGUAAGGAUACGAACGUUUUCAAUUUGGCCUAAAACUAAACCUAGUGCUACAGACAUGAUAUCUGCAGGAUUUUUUUACACAAAUAUUUCUGAUCGUGUUAUCUGUAUUCAUUGCGAUGCCAUGUUUCAUCGAUGGAUACAAACGGACGUUCCAUAUGAGAUACAUCGUCUCAAAUCACCAAACUGUUAUUUUAUAAAAACAAUAGAAAAUAGAACAAGAAAGAUGAAUAGUAAUCAAAAUUCUUCAAUUGUAACAAGGACAACGUUGAAUGAUAAUGUUAUUAUGAGAAAUAAUAAUAUCAUUAUUAAUGGCAUAAUAGCUAAUCCCAGUUAUACUGAAAUAUGUAAACGAUUCAAUUCAUUUGAUAAUUGGCCGAAAGAUCAAGUGUUACCAGCAAUCAGUACUUUUGUUGGUGCCGGUUUUUUCUAUACUGCACUGGAAAAUUGGCAGGCAGAUGACGAUCCAAAAAUUGAACAUGCUCGCUGGUUUCCAAAUUGUUCUUAUAUUAGAGAAUAUUUGGAUAACGAUCUUUAUCAAGCUGUACAACGUCAACAUAAAGAGCAACAAUUGCAAAGAGAACAAUCCAAAUCUCAACAACAAUCGACUAUUAAUACGAAUACAUGGUCAGUAGAGGAGAUAGAUCGAAUGGUGAGCGCACGUCUGGAUUUACCUAUUGUGGAAAAAUUACGAAAUGAAGGUUACACAAUAUCUAUAAUCAAUAGUUUAAUUAUAGUGUACCUCAUUUAUUCAUAUAUGUAUUUUAUAGAGGAUGAUUUUAAAACUGAUACUGAUUUACGAAUAGCAUGUUAUGUACUUAAUAAGCAAGUACAAUUAAUUAAUGGAAAUGAAGAUAGAAUCAUAGUACCGCAAAAACGGUUAAAAGAUUCGUCAGAAACAAGAGAGCAAGAUCAAUUGGAAGAAGAGAAACAAGGCAUCAAAACUGACAAUAAACAAAACGAUGAAAGCGCUGCACAAUCAACAACCUCAACAAUUCACACAAGUCGUUCACCAGUGUUAUCAGAACCAAAAGAAAUAUAUCCAUGUGUUUUAUGUUUAACAACUGAACGUCAAGUGGCAUGCCUUCCAUGUGGACAUCUCAUCUGUUGCGUCGCCUGUGGUCAUAGUCUCCGUUUAUGUCCGGUGUGUCGUGCUGAUGUAAAAGCUUUUGACCUUAAGAUUAGCCUCGAACGAUUCAAAAAAUUGUUCGAUUCAAAAAAUGUUCAAUCCAUACCUGCCGCAAAACAAUUUUCAUCGCUGUUGAAACAAAUAUCCAGUCUUCUUGGUAUAUUUGAAGCAUCAAUAAUUGAUUCGAUACCAGAUGAAAAUUAUCCUCUGUUUGUUAUUUUGAUUCGAAAUCAAUUUGGAGAUGUACAAAUGAUUAAUCUAUUACAGAGUGGCAAUCUAAGAAUGGAUGACUUUUAUUCUCAACUGGUUCAAUCUCAAGAUUUAUUCAAGAAACAGCAUCGUCGGAUACAACGUCCUGAGAUUAUCUAUCAUGAGAAACAACGCCUACAAUUAUGUGCACUGCAUUCAUUGAAUAACCUAUUUCAAGCUAAAAUAUUUAAAAAGGCGGAAUUAGGUAUGUUAGGUAUCGAUAUGUUUUGCGAUAAUUAUUUGUUAAUUGGUGGUUAUAUGAAUUCUGAACAACGCGAAACAUGUGUCGCCUAUUAUCGAAAUGCUCUCAGUCAACCAUGGUACACACAACUCGUUAUCCUUGCACCUAUCCUUAUCGGAUUUUUAUCUAUUACUUAUCGUCUGAUUAACAGUCAAUUGCGUACCAUUUAUGAUAUCAUCAGUUUACCAUUAUUUUGUUUAGUUGUUUAUAUAUUCGCUUUUGGUGUCAAAACAAAUGGUUUUCAUUUAGCAAAAACAAAUAAAGUUCAGGAACAACUCGACUUGUUAAUAAAUAUAGCAUAUGGUCAUCUCUAUAUUAUAGGGAUAUUAGCUGGUUUAUUCGUAUUACAAUUACUAGCACACAUAUCGAAUCAGGAAAAAGGAAAAUUACAUGAGCAUCUUUCAUAG